AUGACGGGGCUGUCUCACUUGGUGCUCCGCUUCUCGGGCACCGCGGGGCGCACCUACGGAGUGUUUUCCAAAAGCCUGACCAGGACUUUGUUGAUCUUCUUCGAUCUGGCAUGGCGAUUGCGAAUCAGGUUUCCGUACAUCUACCUUGUCGCCUCAAUGAUGUUUAAUGUCAGGCUUCAGGUCCAUAUUGAGAUCCACUGA
Messenger RNA from Nerophis lumbriciformis (worm pipefish), 201 nucleotides. The record is from RefSeq and is a predicted model, not a curated record. NCBI's taxonomy places the organism in Eukaryota, Metazoa, Chordata, Actinopteri, Syngnathiformes, Syngnathidae.